AUGCAAUUACCACAAAUCCACAAUGUUUUCUCUAAAAGACAUGCCCUCCACGGCGUCCACGCUGUUCUCCGCCUAUGCUUCCGUCGCCGCCUCCAUGAUGCUGGUCCGGUCCAUGGUCAACGAGAUCGUCCCCCACGAGCUCCGCGCAUAUCUCGGCUCCGCCUUGAACUACCUAUUCACCCCCCUCUCCUCCACUCUCACCCUCGUCAUCGACGAGUGCUCCGGUAUGACCCGCAACCAGCUCUACGAAGCCUCCGACGUCUACCUGCGCACCAAGAUCAGCCCCGCCACGGAGCGCCUCCGAGUCAGCAAGACCCCGCGCCAAAAGCACAUCAGCGUGGCCAUCGAGAAGGGGGAGGAGAUCAACGACAGGUUCGAGAACUUCCACGUCAAGUGGCGGUUCAUCUGUACCGAACCCAAGAACCAACGCUCCGGCGAGAAGCGCUUCUUCGAGCUGAUAUUCAACAAGAAGUUCAAGGACCAAGUGCUCAAUUCUUACCUGCCCUACGUUCUUCUCAGAGCCAGCGCUAUCAAAGAACAAGAGAAGGUUGUCAAGCUGUAUAACCGCGAUUGUCCGGCCGACGACAUGGACGGAGGGGGUUCGGGCAUGUGGGGUUCCGUCAAUCUGGAGCAUCCGGCCACAUUCGACACUUUGGCCAUGGACCCAGAGCUCAAAAAGGCCAUCGUUGACGACUUGGACAGGUUUGUGAGGAGGAAGGAGUUGUACAAGAAGGUGGGUAAGGCUUGGAAGAGAGGCUACUUGUUGUACGGUCCCCCUGGUACGGGUAAAUCGAGCUUGAUUGCGGCCAUGGCCAAUUACCUCAAGUUCGACAUCUAUGAUUUGGAGCUGACCAGUAUUUACGGCAACUCCGAUCUGAGGAGGAUUUUGUUGUCCACCACCAAUCGGUCUAUUCUGGUGAUUGAGGAUAUAGAUUGCAGCGUGGAGAUGCAAGAUCGCCAAAAUCCUCACGAGCUUCAAGCUUGUUCCUCCAAGUUGACGCUUUCAGGUCUACUGAACUUCAUUGACGGUUUGUGGUCAAGCUGUGGCGACGAACGGAUUAUUGUGUUCACCACGAACCACAAGGAUCGGCUUGACCCUGCCUUGCUGCGUCCUGGUCGAAUGGAUGUGCACAUUAACAUGUCAUACUGCACUAGUCAUGGGUUCAAAAUCUUGGCCUCUAAUUACCUCGGCAUUCAUCAGCGCAGCACCCACCACCUCUUUGGAGAAAUCGAAGGCCUAAUAGACAGCACAGAGGUCACCCCAGCCGAGGUUGCCGAGGAGCUAAUGAAGAGUGAUGAUGCCAAUGUUGCUUUUGGAGAGCUUGUUAAUUUGCUCAAGCGUAAGAAGGUUGCAAGCAAUGAAAUUAAAAAUGAAGAAGGGACUAAGAAGACUGGAGAAGAUCAUGAAGCAAAGAGGUUGAAACUGAUGAGAAUUGCUAGAAAUUUUAGGAGAAAAGCUGUGAGAGGAAGAGGAAGAGGUCGAGGUCGCAGCCGAUGAGCCGACAAGUGUAAAACAUUUUGAGAAAUGCUACACUUUUUCAGUAGUUAGUUAUCAAAUGAAACAAUAAAUUUCAUGUAAUGGUGACAUAUCAUUUAGAAAGCAAUGUGUGAUAGUUGUAGGAUAAAAAUGUGGUAUAUACAAAACAGAUUUGUGUCGAAAGAA
This is a messenger RNA of Alnus glutinosa, 1663 nucleotides long. Its product is annotated as AAA-ATPase At2g18193-like. The record is from RefSeq and is a predicted model, not a curated record. NCBI's taxonomy places the organism in Eukaryota, Viridiplantae, Streptophyta, Magnoliopsida, Fagales, Betulaceae. The transcript has 2 exons. Gene Ontology annotation, molecular function: ATP binding; ATP hydrolysis activity. The coding region runs from base 23 to 1498 and encodes 491 amino acids.